Molecule: messenger RNA, 201 nt
Organism: Clunio marinus
Lineage: Eukaryota; Metazoa; Arthropoda; Insecta; Diptera; Chironomidae
Source: the annotation of a GenBank genome assembly
AUGAAAAAAUUAUGCAUUUGCAGAGAUCCAUUUUCCUUCUUCUUUGGCUCUGUGAGACAGCAAACAGAAUGCACAUUAGAUUACAAUACUGUAGAAGAUGCAAAGCGGACUGAAAGGAAGAAGAAGACGAAGCAUACAAGUCCUGAGGCGUUUCAAACUCUCGAAAUGAUUGUGUGCUGGCUUUGUUUUGCGAUGAGAUGA